AUGUUGGCAUUAUUGGCACAAGCUACUGUCAUAUGCAGUCUCUGCUGGAUCUUUUGGAAGUUCUUCAGACAAGUCGUCGUGAAGUCCCCCUUGGACAAUAUUCCUGGUCCUCCGCGCGAGUCGUUUCCAGGGAAUCUACGGCAGAUACUCGAUCGCCAUGCUUGGCCUGUGUAUGAGCAUCUUACUGAGGCAUACCCCGGGAUCGCGAAGCUAGCGGGUCCGCUCGGGACACGCAUGUUGUACGUUUUCGAUCCUGUUGCGAUGCACAACAUCAUCGUCAAGGACCAAUAUGUCUUCGAAGAGGCCGCGUGGUUCAUCAAGUCGAACAAGCUCAAUUUUGGCCCUGGCCUGCUUGCGACGCUUGGGGAUCACCACCGGAAGCAACGCAAGCUCCUGAACCCCGUCUUCUCGAUCGCCCAUAUGCGGCGUAUGAUUCCUAUCUUCAACGAGGUUACGCAUAGGCUCCAGAAAGCCAUCGAAUGCCGCGUCAUCGGAAGAGACGGACCGGUCGAGCUCGACAUGCUCAACUGGAUGGGCCGUACUGCACUGGAGCUCAUCGGCCAGUCCGGCCUCGGGUACUCGUUCGACCCCCUCGUUGCGGACUCUUCUGAUGAGUUCUUGACGGCGAUCAAAGCGUUCCAACCUACGAUCAUGCAGCUUAGCGUGCUCCGCCGUAUCGUGCCGUACCUGCCCGAGUUUGGGCCUCCGUGGUUCCGCCGUAAGCUGGUCGAGCUUAUUCCGAACAAGAAUGUACAGAAGCUACGUCACAUUGUGGACACGAUGCACGAGCGCGCGGUGGGGAUUUACCAGGAGAAGAAGAGGAUGCUCGAGCAAGGCGAUGAGGCGCUGAAGGACAAGGUCGGAGAAGGGAAGGAUUUGAUGAGUAUUUUGCUGCGAGCCAAUAUGGCCGCGUCCGACGACGAUAAGCUGCCUGAGGAGGAGCUCAUUGGACAAGUAGCGACCUUCAUCUUCGCCGCCAUGGAUACGACUUCAAAUGCGCUCUCUAUCACGCUAUCCCUCCUCGCCGAGCACCCCGACGUCCAGGAGAAGCUGCGGAAGGAAAUAAUCGAGGCGUCGAAUGGUGAGGACCUCGGCUACGACACGCUUGUCUCGCUGCCCUACCUGGACGCCGUCUGUCGUGAAACCUUGCGUUUGCACUCCCCUGUCACGACCGUCUUCCGCGAGACCCGGAGCGAUGCUGUCCUCCCGCUGUCCGAGCCCAUCACCGGCAUAGAUGGCUCGAAGAUCAACGAGAUCCACGUCCCGAAGGACACAACGGUCGUCGUCGGGGUCCUGUCAUCGAAUCGUAACAAGGCCAUCUGGGGCGAGGACGCGCUCGAGUGGAAGCCUGAGCGCUGGCUUGACCAGCUUCCGGAGAGCGUUACGGAAGCCAAGAUCCCUGGAAUAUAUUCGAACCUGAUGACGUUCCUCGGCGGAGGUCGCGCGUGCAUCGGAUUCAAGUUCUCGCAGCUCGAGAUGAAGGUCGUCCUGUGCCAGCUUCUCACAAAGUUCACGUUUGCGCCCUCGGCCAAGCCGGUCGUGUGGAACCUGUCCGGGGUGCGCUUCCCGACGGUUGCAGAGGCCACGAAGCCGUCGAUGCCCAUGAUGGUGGGGCUAUACAAGGAGCCCGCCGUCGCCGCCUGA
Messenger RNA from Trametes versicolor FP-101664 SS1, 1644 nucleotides. Its product is annotated as cytochrome P450. The record is from RefSeq and is a predicted model, not a curated record. Lineage: Eukaryota; Fungi; Basidiomycota; Agaricomycetes; Polyporales; Polyporaceae. Gene Ontology annotation, molecular function: oxidoreductase activity, acting on paired donors, with incorporation or reduction of molecular oxygen; monooxygenase activity; iron ion binding. The transcript has 14 exons. Bases 1 to 1644 code for a protein of 547 amino acids.